GACAGUAAAAAGGCGUCUUGUUUACAUUCUGCUUUUCGGCAUCGGUUUAGUCUCGUUUCGGUCGGAAAAUGUUUGAAAUUUUAUCUAUUAAAAUUUGAGUAAAUUUACAUAAAUCGAACUGCAAUCAAUAAAUUACUAGUCAAACGAUGUAAUAUUAGUGUUUAGUGUUAGUAGGGUCUACUAAGAAUCAACUAAUGUUAAGUUAAAGGUGCUCCGUAAGCAAACUGGAUCUACGCGAGUGACAGAAAGUGUAGAAUGGCCGUCUAGGAAUAUUACAAAUCAUGACUUAAGCUAGGUUCAAAAUCAAAGACUGAUCGCGUAGCAAGAUGGUGCACUUCUGCAAGCUAUGCCAGCUGCUCCACAAGAGCAUGGACUUCAUCGAGUGCGAUGAGUCCAACGUCUGGCUUCUGGAGGCCGUCUUCAAAUUGAAGAUAGUCCCUAUCAAUGGCCGGGUGGAGCCGAUAUGCCAGAAGUGCAUCAACAAGUACAACAAGGUGAUGAAGCGCAAACGGAAGGCCAAUGGAGGAUUUCCGAUAUCGCAGAGUCAGAUAUUCCCCAUCACGACCACUACGGUGACUUCGUCAACUCAGCUGGUCAUAUCCGGUUCGAUGAUGAACGAAGUGAUGCAGAGGCAACUACAGGAACAACCGCAGAUGUCGCUGGCGACGGCUGCGCAACUUCGCGAGGAAGACUCGUCGACGGAAACGUCGAUCGUGACGGCGAACAGCUUCCAGUUGAACAUUACGGGGGCUGCUGCAGUGUACAGGACUGCAGGAAAGGAUGGACGAAGUAGCUCCGAUGAUGAGAGUUCCGUCGAGAUCGUCAGCGACGUGGAAGACGAUGAGGAGGAUGAGAACGAUGCAGAAGGCGAUAGCAGCGAGAGUAGUGACUGCUGUAGCGAUACGGACGGAAGUAGCUACAGUUAUAGCUCUAGCAGUAGUACUGGGAGUUCAUCGCUGACGGGAGCUAGUUUGCCGGUGGACGAUCAGGGAGAGUUGGAGAAUGAAGCGGAAACGGAAUCGUUGAGCUCUUUCAUGGAACGCGAUGACGGUGAGGCGAACGGGCAACUGGAGUCGAUUGUGGAGCUGAAGGAUACUGUCCUGAUGGAACAGGCCAAGGCGACCGUUCAGCAGGAGAAGAAAUCGAAGAAGAAACGAAGUAAAGAGGCGGGACCUAAGCAGCAUGAUUGUGAGGUUUGCGAGAAGACUUUUACGAAGGCAAUCUACUUGAAGGUUCACAUGCGGACCCAUACCGGCGAGAAACCGUUCGCAUGCGAUGUGUGCUUCAAAAGCUUCACGCAAGCAUCCAGUUUGAAUACGCACAAGCGACUGCAUUCCAAUAUAAAACCGUUUGUUUGUCAGAUCUGUGGAGCCGAGUAUACCAGUUCGGGAAACUACAGGGUUCAUCUCCGAACGCACACCAUGGAGAAGCCUUACAAAUGUAGCUAUUGCGAGAAGACUUUCAACCAACUGACGUCGAAGAAGCUGCACGAAAGGGUUCAUAACAAUGAGAAACCUUACGUUUGUCAGGUUUGCCUGAAAGCUUUCACCAACAUCAGCAAUUUGCACGUACAUUCCCGGACGCACAGCAAUCAGCGGCCGUAUUCGUGUGAUCAGUGUGGCAAGCGAUUUGCCCAAUCACAAACCCUGAAAACGCAUGUCCUAUCAACGCAUGCCGCGGAACGGCCUUACAAGUGCGACCUUUGCCCGCGGUCGUACGCCACGCACUCCAACCUCAGAAAUCAUCAGAACAGUCAUCUGAAGGAAAAGCCUUUCAUCUGUAACGAGUGCGAUCGCCGAUUCACGCAGAAGAGUACCCUGAAAACCCAUCUGCUGUCGCAUCGCAAAGAGAGAGACUUCAAGUGCGUUGAUUGUGACAAAUGUUUCCCAACUCAGGGCGUCCUAAACACCCACUGGAGGCAGGUUCACAACAAGAAACCACCCGAGUCGUCGCAGCGAGAGUUCAACUGCAGCGAGUGUGAUCGGGUGUUCAAAUUCAGGGCCCGUUUUGUUACCCAUAUGCGUACGAUCCACCACAAGGAGGUCGACGUAGUGCCAAAGAAGGAAGAUGCGACUGUAUUGGCUACCGAUGGUCAAUUCAAUGGAGAAGUCGCUGAAAAGUCGAUGACCCUGGGAUUCGACGAAAUCCCGCCGGAUCUGGUUCCGGAUCUGCAUUUCAAUUAGUUUCCUAUUACCAAAAUAAAAUAUAUCGAGUAUUCUAGCACGGAA
Messenger RNA from Aedes aegypti (yellow fever mosquito), 2228 nucleotides. RefSeq names its product zinc finger protein 260. Gene Ontology annotation, biological process: regulation of DNA-templated transcription. The coding region runs from base 327 to 2183 and encodes 618 amino acids. The record is from RefSeq and is a predicted model, not a curated record. NCBI's taxonomy places the organism in Eukaryota, Metazoa, Arthropoda, Insecta, Diptera, Culicidae. The transcript has 3 exons. Gene Ontology annotation, molecular function: DNA-binding transcription factor activity, RNA polymerase II-specific; RNA polymerase II cis-regulatory region sequence-specific DNA binding.